AAUGAAGCAAGGGAUCUUUUAUAUGCACUUUCCCACAGACAGGAAAGCAUGUACCACAGCCCUUGUCCAGUUGUGGUGCACUGGUUGGAACGAGAAAAAAAUCCCAAUCAGCUGAAUGGAUCCACCAGUGUUGAAGUAUGUCCCAUCACUUAUAUAUAGACGGUGAACUUGAAGCAGUUUCAAAUGUGUUGAGUGCAUCGUUAAAUAAAACAUUUCCUUCCUUCCUUGAAGCAGUUCAUUCCAUUAUUACUGCUUAUUCUGAGAGUUUUGUAUGUUUUAGGAAAUACAUCAUGCUACAUUAUAUUAUUUACAAUACCGAAAACUGACAUUGAUAUUAAAUACUUUUAUAUUGUCUCUGGUGUUAUUUAACUAUUGUGAAAGUGAUGUUAUGUUACAACUAUAUCAUACCAUAACAAUGAUACUUCUUAAUUAAUUAUAUUUAUGACCGUGAUAAGUUAUAUAUAUAUAUAUAUAUAUAUAUAUAUAUAUAUAUAUAUAUAUAUAUAUAUAUAUAUAUAAUAUCUAGAAUAUUUAGUGUAAUCAAUUAUGUCAUAUAUUGACGAUACAGAAACACAUUCUGGUAAUAACAUCUAUAUAUAUAUAUUUAUUAUUUAAUAAGUAAUAUAAAACAAUGAGAAUUAGGUAACAUGAUUAUUAUGAGCCUGACCGAAAUACUCUAAAUGUGUUUCAGAUCCUGUCUUCCAGAUUUCAUCCCACGAUGCCUGGAUCUGGAGCCUGUAAAUUACUCCAAUAAAUUUGAGCAAUGUGGACGAAUAAUCCUGGAAUUAAACCAGACAGGGACAGAGAUGUGGUGCUGAAUGCAGUUCAGAGUUUGGUGGAUGUGGGAAACACCGUUUCGUCAAGUGUACGAGAAAUGAUCACAGAUUCCGUGGAUACAUUUGUUGGAGAAAAGAUUGGAAUUCUAUUCAAAUUGGCAUUAGCUUACAACACUUCAUUUCGAAGCCUCGAAAUAAGUUCAAACCGUGAUUUGGAGCACCUAAUAAAGAAAUACUACAGGGGAUUACCAGUUGACGACUCAUUACGCCCAGUCGUUUUCAGCUGUUACCCUUUCUUCUGGAAUAUUCGUCAACCGUUGGACACCGUGGCUUUCAGAUUUCGUGAUGUCGUAAGUGAGUACCUUAAAAUCGAGCACCAGUGGGAUGACAUUUUGAGGGAUAUUGACAAAAAGAUUAACCAGGGAGACAACCAGAUGGUCAGCAUUGGCGAGAAGGGUCCCGUUGAUGUGUUCUUAGUGAAUGCAAAAACUGGUGACACCACGACAAUCAGGAAUUAUUUGGGGAAACAAAGCAUUGUCCUUGUCGCUCUACGCCACUUCGCCUGACUCCCAUGACGAGACCAUGUCAAAGAGCUGAUGGCGAGGAAGUUACUGGAAGUUAGCGUAGGCGGAAUAUACCAUGUCAAAGAGCUGAUGGCGAGGAAGGGCGAGAUCGAUGCAGCUAAUUGUAUUAUACUUUUGAUAUCAUUCGGCGUUCGUUCUGGAGCCACGCGCUGGCUGGCAGAGAUGGAAUGUCCCUUUGACAUGCUGCUGGAUUCUGAUAGACAGGUUUUUAAAGCAUUUGGACUAAAGAAAUCUGUUUAUAAGGUUUGGUCUGUGUCCUGUAUGGUUUAUUAUGGGGAACAAAUGGCUGCUGGAAGAUCACUUCCACGUCCAUACGCAGAUAUCCAUGACGACCCUAACCAGAUGGGAGGAGAUUUUAUUUUGGAUAAGAAUGGAACCGUUAAACUCGUGUACUGUAGCAAGACAGCUAAAGAUAGACCCACCACUGACGAUCUCUUGGACAUUUUGAAGACAAUUGAAAAGUGAUGUCCAUAGCUGUAACUGUAAAUGAAGGUCAAGGUUAAACUUUCUAGGAGCCUCGUCUGGAUGUCAUCAGUUAUAGUAUUUCAGAAGAAAACCACCGUGCAACAGUAGCUUAAAGACAAUGUAGACUAUUCCUUUGAUUCAUUUCAUUUAUUUCAAAGUACAUUUAUGCAAUAUACAUAUACUUUCAUUUUGUAUUGAAAAUCUCCUGUUACUUAUACUGACACAUUGAUGCCUCAGUUAAAUCC
Molecule: messenger RNA, 2070 nt
Organism: Gigantopelta aegis
Lineage: Eukaryota; Metazoa; Mollusca; Gastropoda; Neomphalida; Peltospiridae
Exons: 14
Source: RefSeq, a predicted model, not a curated record